This is a messenger RNA of Emericellopsis cladophorae, 2571 nucleotides long. RefSeq names its product pH-response regulator protein palA/prr-like protein. Gene Ontology annotation, molecular function: protein binding. The record is from RefSeq and is a predicted model, not a curated record. Gene Ontology annotation, cellular component: endosome. The coding region runs from base 1 to 2571 and encodes 856 amino acids. Lineage: Eukaryota; Fungi; Ascomycota; Sordariomycetes; Hypocreales; Bionectriaceae. The transcript is spliced from 3 exons.
AUGCUUUCUUUGCCCUUUCGCAAGGGCACCCACAUCUCCCUUGCCUCUGUCAUUAGGCAGUACAUCAACGAAAAGUACGACCAGCACCCGGACAUGUUCAAGCGCGACCUCGAAUUCAUUGAUGAUCUCCGACAACAAGCCGUCAACGUCCACGAGCCUCAUGCGAGCGGUGUCGCCAAGUUGACGCAGUAUGCGGCGCAGCUCGUCUGGAUCGGCGGGAAAUUCCCCAUCGAUAUUGGUGCCGAGUUCACGUGGUACCCGGCGUUGGGGUAUAAUAUCGACCGACCGCUUGUGCGGAACAAUCUCAAGUUCGAGCUCAUGAAUGCGCUCUUCAACCUUGCGGCGUUGUAUGCGCAACUCGCGCUGAACACCCCGCGGGGCAACACGGAAGGACUGAAGACAGCGGCAAACUACUUCUCUCAGGCAGCCGGGGUUAUAUCACACAUCCAGUCAGUGGUGCUCCCCGAGCUCCGCAUGUCAGACCCCCCGGAGGACAUGGACGCCAACACUCUCGAGUCUCUGAACCAGCUCAUGCUCGCGCAGAGUCAAGAGUGCUUCUGGCAGAAGGCUGUCUUGGACGGGUACAGAGAUGCUUCGAUUGCGAAACUUGCCUCGCGGGUAUCGGACUUGUACAUCCAGGCGAGCGAGGCAGCUAUCAAGAGCGACGCGGUGAGCAGUGCGUGGAUACACCACAUGUCGGCCAAGCACCACCACUUUGCGGCGGCUGCGCAGUACCGCGCUGCGUGCGACUGUCUGGAGAAGAGCAGAUUUGGUGAGGAGGUUGCCCGCUUGACAGACGCCCUAGCCUGUGUGAACGACGGGUUGAGGGAAGCACGCGGCGGUUUUCUUGGCAAGACGGUGGUCGACGAUCUGAAUGGCUUGAAGAAGAAGGUCGAGGCAGACUUGAAGCGAGCCGAGAAGGACAACGAUAUGAUCUACCUGAAUCCCGUGCCGCCAAAAUCAGACCUCAAGAUCCUCGAGCGCGCCAACAUGGCCAUCGCGCGCAUUCCGCCCCAGGUAGCCGAUCCGUACAAGUUCUUUGGCGACCAUGCCGAGUUUGGCCCCGCGCUGUUUUCGCGACUGGUCCCCUUCUCGGUGCACGUAGCCAUCUCGAUCUACGAGGAGCGGCGCGACCGCAUGGUGAACCAAGAGAUCAUACAGCGACUCGAGAGUCUCACCGAGAAGAUCCACACCCUCUUCGAGCAACUUGGUCUCCCGGGAUCGCUGCAAGCUGUCGAGAAGCCGAUAGGACUGCCUCAGUCGCUGGUGCAGCAUGCCGAGGACAUUCGGCAGGCAGACGCCGUGGAGCGCGUGCGGCGAAGCUUUGCUGAUAUUGAUAAGCUCAGGUCGGCAGACAUGAUGAUUUUCGAAGAAGGAAAGGCCGCACUAGCCGCCGAGGAAGAGGAAGACCAGCGCCUACGCGCAAAGUACGGCACAGAUCGGUGGGCGCGCCCGGACUCGCUCAGCGACGCAAGAGGCUCGGAGCUGAGAAGGGUGGCUGGGGAAAUUGAGGGUUAUCUCAACAGCAGCAUCGGCAGUGAUGGUAUCGUCAAGGAGAAGUUCGCCGGCAUCGAGGGCCUGCUGGGUGUGCUCAGCGGUCCGGAUCGUGUGUUGAUGGACUUUGUGCCGUCAUCGAGACGGCCAGAAUCGUCGGACGAAAUCAAACUCGCGGUUGGCAAACUACGCAGCGCUUACAGUGACAUUCUGCGGCUCGAGAGCAGGAGGCGGAAGAAGGUUGAGACGCUGCGCGACAACGCCCGCCGCGACGACAUUAAGCCUGACAUGCUCAAGGAGGCGGCCCGUCUGGAGCGCACGUACCCAACUACGGCGCUGGUGCCAGCUCAUUUCGAGUACUUUUUCGAUCAGCGACUUGACAAGCUCUACGAGCCGGAGAUUCAGGCGAUCGACAAGGAAGAAGAGGAGCAAGAGAAGGCGCUGAGUGCCGUGGAGCGCGCGAACCGCGAGUUUGAAUCGCAAAAGAGGCAGCGCAGCAGCCAGGGCACGAGGGAACGGGAGGCCGCCCUCCAGAAGCUGGAGAAUGCCUAUGUCAAGUACAAGGAGGUCAUCAACAACCUCGAGACGGCGCGCAAGUUCUACAAUGAUCUCAAUAAGAUAGUGGGCCAGGGGUUCCGCGACCAAGUCAAGAAGUGGGUUGCCGAUCGGCACAUGGAUGCGAGGGCACUGGAGGAGGACAUUAACAUGCCGACGCUGUCCAACCUGGCGAUCGGACAGCAGCCGAUGCAGAGUCCCCCUGCGGCCGAGUCGCCCUUUUAUGCCGCCCAGUCGCCGCCGCCGCAGUCGAAUCAGCAAGCCUCUCACAUACAAUCCUGGGCGUCGCCCCAGGCGGCGCACCCUGCGGCCUCGGGAGCGCAUAUGCAGCAGCCCAAACCUGUCGCGCCGCAGACGUGGAAUCCUGGUAUGGGCAUGAAGUUUGGACAGGGUGCUCCGGUCCCUUUCCAGUCGGCACAAGGGCAGCAGCAGGGUCAACAGCAGCAGUCACCGCAACCUCCUCCCCAGCAGCAGCAGCAGCAUAAGACGUGGAAUCCCAGCUCUGGUAUACGAUUCGGGUAA